Ipomoea triloba (trilobed morning glory) is the source of this 612-nucleotide messenger RNA. Its product is annotated as UDP-glycosyltransferase 79B3-like. The coding region runs from base 1 to 612 and encodes 203 amino acids. The record is from RefSeq and is a predicted model, not a curated record. NCBI's taxonomy places the organism in Eukaryota, Viridiplantae, Streptophyta, Magnoliopsida, Solanales, Convolvulaceae. Gene Ontology annotation, molecular function: UDP-glycosyltransferase activity. The transcript is spliced from 2 exons.
AUGGAAAACAACGGUGACGGCAAUUCUACCGGCGCGACGGCGGUUACUGCUGGCGGCAACGGAAGGAAUGGUAAUAGUAAUAGCAGUGCGGAGAUGGCGGAGGCGAGGAAGAGAGUAAGAUUAGGUUGCAGCGGCGGCGGCGGCGGAAGAAUAGGGAAGCCGGUUAUAGUGAUGAUUUGCAUGAGUCUGACGCAAGUUUUAGCCCAUAAAUCAAUCGGGUGUUUCGUGAAUCACUGUGGGUAUGGGUCGAUGUGGGAGGCUUUGAUGAGUGAUUCCCAGUUAGUGUUUGUGCCCAACAUUAUCGAUCAAAUCUUGAACACUAGGUUAAUGGCUGAUGAGCUUGGAGUUGCAGUGGAGGUGGAGAAGGGCGAAAAUGGGUGGAUUUCGAAGGAGAAUCUUUGCAGGGCUGUUAGAUCAGUGAUGGAUGAGGAUAGCCAGAUUGGGUGUUUGGUGAGGGAGAAUCAUAGGAAAUGGAGACAAGUGUUAUUUUGCCCCUUGAUUUCGAAGGGAGAAUCAUGGGUGGAUUUCGAAGGACAAAGCAUGAACCGGUUUGGGAUUAAUGGUUUGGGUUGGAUUAUUUUAGAUAGUGAAAAGUACAUUUUUGUCCAUUGA